This is a messenger RNA of Cladophialophora yegresii CBS 114405, 1137 nucleotides long. RefSeq lists its product as uncharacterized. The transcript is spliced from 2 exons. The record is from RefSeq and is a predicted model, not a curated record. Lineage: Eukaryota; Fungi; Ascomycota; Eurotiomycetes; Chaetothyriales; Herpotrichiellaceae. Bases 1 to 1137 code for a protein of 378 amino acids.
AUGCACUUUUCUGCGUCUUUUCUCCCUUCGCUGGUGCUUGCGGCGUCGUUGGUGGCUGCUCAAGCUGUUCCCAAGCACAACUACACAUGCACAAGCUUUAUGGUCAAGGUCCCCGUGUCAAACGUGACUGUGAUUGUCCCACCCUUCCCAGAACUUCCCAAUCAAUACGCUGCCACAUCAUUGGCAAAUCAAAUCACGAUUCGGACACCAUCCUCUCCAGAGGUCAACCUGACCACCUUGACCAGGACAUUCAACAUCAGCGCAGAGUACUGCACUCCAGCCAAGUCCGGGCCGAGAGCAUCAACCCUGCAGAUCCUCUCCCAUGGUUUAGGCUUUAACAGAAGCUACUGGGACUUCUAUCUCCACUCCAAGCGCAACGAUGCGCAGUACUCAUACGUCAACAGCGCCACGGGCGCCGGCUACAGCACGCUAUCCUAUAACCGUCUUGGGAUCGAACCCUCCACAAUCGCAGACCCGUAUAGAGAGAUCCAAGCAUUAGUCGAAGUCGCAGUCCUCGCUGGCCUAACGACACUCGUCCGCGCCGGAAAUAUCACGCAGGUCCCCGUUCCCCAGAAGGUCAUCCACAUCAGCGUCGGCCUCGCCGCUGUUGCUCCAGGCCUUUCGGACGGCAUCGUCCUCACGGGCUACUCCGCGCUGUCCCAGUACACGGCCUUCUUCAUCGCCAACACGGCCUUCCACCUCGCGAACCAGAACCAGCCCAAAAGGUUCCCACCCAGCAAAUACUCCUCCGGGUUCUUGACCUGGCCCGACAAAUUCGGCAACCAAUUCUCCUUCCUCGAAUAUCCCUACUUCGAUCCCGCAGUGCUGGACCGCGCCGAGGCGACGAAAUACCCAUUCACCGUCGGCGAGUUUAUCUCAGCCUCGGCUGUUCCUGUUGCGGCGCCCAAUUUUCCAGGGCCCGUGCUCUACCUGGCUGCGCAGUCGGAUCUCAUCUUCUGCGCGAGUAACUGCACGGGUCUCUUUGGACCGGACAGUGUUGCGGUCCAGGGCUUCAAUGGCAGCAGCAGCGUUGAGACGUAUAUUCAACCGAACGUGGGACAUGGCAUCAACUUGCACCAUAACGCCACAGGCGCGUACAAUGUGAUAAUGGACUGGGCGGAAAGACAUGGUUUUUGA